UCGACUCUUUUAGACUCCCAUGCGGCUUGUUUCUAGCAACAUCCAGAGACCAGACUAUGCAGAUCAUCCUUUGGCUGCAGAGGUUGGGUUGUUGGCAGGAAUGUCAGAGUCAGAGCAGACCAUGAAAGGGACGUCUCAGAUUAAGAUCCUCAAUGCUGAAGAGAUUGAGGGCAUGAGAGUUGUCUGCAAGCUGGCUCAGAGAGUCCUCGACAUUGCUGCCAUGAUGGUGAAACCUGGAGUGACGACAGAGGAGAUUGACCAUGCUGUGCAUUUGGCAUGUACAGCGAGGACCUGCUACCCACCUCUGAACUACUACAACUUUCCCAAGUCCUGCUGCACCUCUGUUAAUGAAGUCAUCUGUCAUGGGAUUCCUGACCGCCGCCUCCAGGAGGGGGACAUACUGAACAUCGACAUAACAGUUUACCACAAUGGCUACCAUGGAGAUUUGAACGAAACCUUUUUUGUGGGUGAAGUGGAUGAGGGAGCCAAAAAAUUGGUUCAGACCACUUAUGAAUGUCUUAUGCAAGCCAUCGACUCUGUGAAGCCUGGUAUCCGCUAUCGUGAGCUGGGAAACAUCAUCCAGAAACACGCGCAGGCUAACGGUUUCUCUGUGGUACGGAGCUACUGUGGCCACGGGAUUCACAAACUGUUCCACACGGCACCAAACGUACCGCACUAUGCCAAGAAUAAAGCAGUAGGAGUGAUGAAACCUGGUCAUGUCUUUACCAUUGAGCCCAUGAUCUGUGAAGGUGGCUGGCAGGAUGAGACAUGGCCAGAUGGUUGGACUGCAGUCACUCGUGAUGGUAAACGCUCAGCCCAGUUUGAGCACACACACUUCGUGACAGAGACAGGCUGCGAAAUCCUCACGCGUCGCCUGGAGGAUAAUGGCCGUGCUCACUUCCUGUCCCAAAUGUAGAACGGUGGGGUCAUAUCAGCCCUAUUCUGCAGUGGAGGAUACAACAGCUCCGCCCCAUAUCACCAAUCAGCCAAUCACACAGUGGUUCUCUGUUGGGCAGGAGAUGAUUGGCCACGUUAGCCGUGACAGUGGAUUUGGGCAAGAGAUGGAGAUUUGUUAACUUCUGAAUGUGUCACCUGACAGUCACAUUAAUCAGCUUGGAUCUGAGUAAAUUCAAAGGCGCUGGCCUUUAACCUGGUUUACAGUGCCGCCACACUCUGUCUUAACGGCAGAGGUGU
This is a messenger RNA of Puntigrus tetrazona (Sumatra barb), 1194 nucleotides long. It is a transcript of the gene metap1, whose product is annotated as methionyl aminopeptidase 1. Gene Ontology annotation, biological process: proteolysis. Gene Ontology annotation, molecular function: metalloaminopeptidase activity. NCBI's taxonomy places the organism in Eukaryota, Metazoa, Chordata, Actinopteri, Cypriniformes, Cyprinidae. The record is from RefSeq and is a predicted model, not a curated record.